UCCGGCUGCGCAUGCGUGUACUAGCGUGGCGACUGCACCGGUCGGGGGAAGUUGUGCGAACAUGAACGUAGUAAAGUUGUAAUGGCCGAAAUGGACUGUUAACUGGGGCAGGUUGACGCCAGCGGCUCGGAGCAGAGAGAGAGAACCACACGGAGACAGCGGCGGAGCCAUGACAGCUAACGAGGACCAGGAGAUGGAGCUGGAGGCGCUUCGCUCCAUCUACGAGGGGGACGAGAGCUUCAAGGAAAUCAGCCCAGUGUCCUUCCAGUUCCGGAUAGGAGACCUGGAGGACACCAAAGCGUUCAUCCUGGACAUCACAUGGCCAGAGACGUACCCAGAAACAACCCCACAAAUGUCCCUCGGUGGCUAUUUCAACAAAAAGAUCUCUGCAGAGACAAAGAAGCAGAUCCUGUCGAAGCUGGAUGAGCAGGUCGAGGUGAACCUGGGCACUGCCAUGAUGUACACCCUGUUUGAGUGGGCCAAGGAAAACCAGGAGGCCCUCAUGGAGAACCAUAAACCUGUAGUGACCGCCAUUACGAUGCCCAGCAGUGAGAUCAACACCAGCUCAACAGGCAAGAAGAGGGAGAAGAAGGAGCAGCUGACCAAAUCUCAGAAGAGAAGAAUCGUCAGCAGAACAGAUCACAAGGGAGAACUGCCAAGAGGCUGGAACUGGACUGACGUGAUCAAACAUUUGAGUAGAACGGGAGGGAAAGAUGACGACCAAAUGUGAGUGCAGUGAUCUGGUGCCGCUUCACACGAGAAGCUGCAGUGACAUCACUGCAGCCUGUUGCUGCUGCUGUCCAGAAGCCUUCACAUCCAAGCUCACCAACAUGUUACACUCACAAUGGCUGCCUCCACCCUGACGACCACAGCAGGCUGGACAAUGGUGGACACACACACACGCAUUUAUUUAGCUAAACUGAGACUUUGAGGUGGGAUUCAUCUGAAGGCCUCGCCGUGUUUCCUGUGUUUGUGGUGUUUGUGUAAAGCAGCGACGUGAAGAGGAACGCACCGGGUUCUGUUCAUUUAGCCGCCAGAUGUUCUGCUCCAUCAUCCAUCAGGGUGGAGUGUGCUUGAGAUACUUGCUGUCACUGCCAUGUUUUCAUUCGGCGAGGUUAGGCCCAGCUGUCAGGCGCUGAGCUGUAAGUGUUGGAUUGUGGUUUGGAGUGCACGUGUCAAAAUGUCAAGUAGCAUCCUGCUGUUCAUCUGAGGUACCAUGUGAGUUUGUGAAAGCAGAGAGAUUUUUAAGAACUCGCAAAAUGUUGCUCCUGUUACCAUUUCUUAUUUUGGUAAAUGUUUCAUUUCCCCUAUGAAUUGAAAACCUUAAAUUUUUUAUGUAUAAAUAAAAUUACCUUUGGUCUGCUGCUCA
Hippoglossus stenolepis (Pacific halibut) is the source of this 1369-nucleotide messenger RNA. RefSeq names its product RWD domain containing 4 (gene rwdd4). NCBI's taxonomy places the organism in Eukaryota, Metazoa, Chordata, Actinopteri, Pleuronectiformes, Pleuronectidae. The record is from RefSeq and is a predicted model, not a curated record. The coding region runs from base 170 to 730 and encodes 186 amino acids. Gene Ontology annotation, molecular function: protein binding. The transcript has 8 exons.